This is a messenger RNA of Cynara cardunculus var. scolymus (artichoke), 1698 nucleotides long. RefSeq names its product berberine bridge enzyme-like 21. Gene Ontology annotation, molecular function: FAD binding; oxidoreductase activity. The coding region runs from base 1 to 1632 and encodes 543 amino acids. NCBI's taxonomy places the organism in Eukaryota, Viridiplantae, Streptophyta, Magnoliopsida, Asterales, Asteraceae. The transcript has a single exon. The record is from RefSeq and is a predicted model, not a curated record.
AUGUCUUUAAUUAUGUUUUUUUCACUAAUUUUCUUCUUCAUUUCUUCUUGUUUUUCCAUCUCAAAUGGAGCUUCAUUAUACGAAUCCUUUCUCCAAUGCCUCCCCGCACAAUCAACUCCGCCGGACCCCACAUUCUCCGCCAUUGUUUACAGCUCCGCCCUCAACUCCUCCUCCUACACCACCGUCCUACAAACUUACAUCAAAAACCGCCGUUACAACACCACUUCCACACCCAAACCCACCAUCAUCAUUACUCCGAUCAAAGAAUCCCAUGUUCAAGCCGCCGUCGUCUGCGCUAGAAAACUCAAGGUCCAGAUCAAGAUUCGCAGUGGCGGACAUGACUAUGAAGGGAUCUCGUAUGUUUCAUCGGAAAAGAAUUUCAUAGUACUUGACAUGUUUAAUUUCCGAACGGUUAAUGUUAAUAUCGCCGACGAAACUGCGGUUGUUCAAGCUGGAGCUUUAUUGGGUGAACUGUAUUAUCGGAUUUGGGAAAAGAGCAAGGUGCAUGGGUUUCCCGCCGGCGUGUGUCCAACUGUUGGAGUUGGUGGACAUCUAAGCGGUGGUGGUUAUGGUACCAUGCUUCGCAAAUACGGGUUAUCAGUUGACCACGUGAUUGAUGCUCGGAUUGUUAACGUUAAUGGCCAUAUUUUGGAUCGGAAAUCCAUGGGUGAAGAUCUUUUUUGGGCUAUACGUGGCGGCGGUGGCGGCAGUUUCGGUGUUAUAUUAUCCUACACCGUGAAAUUAGUUCUGGUGCCGGAGGUUAAUACUGUAUUCCGGAUAAUGAAAACGGUGGCAGAAAACGCGACGGACCUCGUUUAUAAAUGGCAGUCGGUCGUGCCAGCCAUGGACAAUGAUUUGUUUAUCAGACUUCUGUUACAGCCGGUGACGGUGAAAAACAGUAAAACCGUUCGGGUUUCAUUUAUAGCACAUUUCUUGGGUGAUUCCGACAGACUACUGACCCUAAUGAACAAGAACUUUCCGGAAUUGGGUUUAAAAAAGGAGGAUUGUAUGGAAGUAAGCUGGAUUCAAUCGGUGCUUUACUGGGCUAACUUCGACUACAACACGACGGCGGUGAAGAUCCUCCUCGACCGCCACUCGGACAAUGUCAACUUUUUGAAACGAAAGUCCGAUUACGUUCAAACUCCGAUUCCAAAAUCUGGGUUGACGUCGAUAUUCAACAAGUUGGUUGAAUUGGGUAAAAUUGGUUUGGUUUUCAACUCUUACGGCGGGAGGAUGAAUGAAGUUCCGGCGUACGCAACUCCAUUUCCUCACCGUGCCGGAAACCUGUUCAAAAUUCAGUACUCGGUGAACUGGAAUGAUGGUGAUAAGAAACUGGAGAAGGAGUACAUGAAUCAGAGUAGGGUUUUGUACAACUUUAUGACGAAUUAUGUGUCGAAGAAUCCAAGAGGUGCAUUCUUGAACUACAGAGAUCUGGACAUCGGAGUGAUGACCGGAAGCGGUAGGAAUGGCUACAACUCCGGCAAGGUUUAUGGGGAGAAGUAUUUCAUGGGGAACUUCAUGAGAUUGGUGAAGGUGAAGACGGCCGUUGAUCCUGACAACUUCUUUCGGAAUGAACAGAGCAUCCCUACUCUGGUGGCCGGCAAGCCCAGGAAGAUGACGACAUUAGUUUAGAAUCUAAUUGUGGGUCCUAUUUAAUUAACCAACCGAACUAUAAUUUUAUAUAUAUCAUAUGUGCCA